Larimichthys crocea (large yellow croaker) is the source of this 900-nucleotide messenger RNA. RefSeq lists its product as uncharacterized. NCBI's taxonomy places the organism in Eukaryota, Metazoa, Chordata, Actinopteri, Sciaenidae. The transcript has 6 exons. The coding region runs from base 158 to 808 and encodes 216 amino acids. The record is from RefSeq and is a predicted model, not a curated record.
GUUUUAAAUUCAGACACUUGUUUUCUCGUCACCAUGACAACAAGGUUUCCACAGAAGCAGCCUCAGAAACUGUGCAUCCAGGUUCUGUAUUUUCUGGUUCAUCAUCUGGAGUCCAGAAAAGAAAAGAAAUCCUCUGAAGUUUUUUUGAGGUCACAACAUGAACAGUCUGAUGGACGGGGCCCACCGAGGCUGUCGCUGUCAAAGUAAAGUAAAGAACUCCAGGCCGAGGCAUCUGCAUCAGAGCACCCUACACCUGGGUGACACAGCACCCUGCUACAGCACCACACACCACCAGACUUAUUCUGGAAGGUCAGCCAGCGGACGUCCUCUCAUCUUCCGUCUGAGAGAUCCCAGCUUCCCCUCACAGCAUCACACCCGGCUGGAUCUCAGUAACAACACCAGCACACCUCUGGAGGCUCCACUGCUGUCACACAGCCAAGAUGUGCACAGGCCCAAAAGCAUCACCACGAGGAUCAAGACAAAAGAGGAAAACUGGGCUCAGUAUCGCAGUGGCCAGGCCGUCAGAGAGAUCACCAACCCGCAGGAUCUAUCCGAGUACUGGACCAGUUACAAAACGGCACAUUCACUCCCAGUAACUGAAGAUUCACCACAACUGGCUGGUGGCAAACCGACACAGUGGCACCAACACAACAUACUGACAGGAAGUCCUUGUAUGGUAUUGGAGGUGCUGACAGGUGAACAGAGGCAGAUGGCAGGUCCAGGGAAGCCCAGCAGACGGUCCAGAGAUAAGCUGCUGUGGGCGACGAGAUGCAGAGAGACAGACUGCUCUGCACUCAGACUCUACUGACACACAUUACUCCACACUGACAGACAGGAAAUACCACACAACACCUCAAUAUUAAUGAAAUAUAUGAACAUCUACGACUCCUGUCUGGUUAA